GCCUUCCUUUGGAUGGCGGUAGCGCCACUAGAUGUGGUAGUUUCGGAGCGUGAACUUAAACCAGUUUGACCUGUCAGACCGGAAGCUUCCACGGCCAGAGUCGCGACUUCCGGAAAAAGGAAAAGGUGGUGUUAGUAGUGAAGCACCCCGUACAUAAAGAAAAAAAUGUUUAGUUGCUGAACUUGUCGCUAGAUGGAGGUAGUAGUUGUUGGGCGACGUGUUUUUGUGACGUAACGUAUGGAUCUUGACAAAAAAUGGAGGACGUUAGUAGGCGGGCGCAUGAUUGUCAAUAUUCCAAAUAUGUCGCAGAAAAUUAAAAUAAAAUGACUUUUAUCCAAAAACACUUUAUUUUAGCAUUUUCCCGUUUUUACACUGACUUUGUUACUUAAUGGUUCACUUUAAACAAUUCAUUAGUUAUCGCAAUUACGAAAUCAUAAAAUGUAAAUAGUGUAGUCAAAAUGGAGUACCAUGAUACUAACCUUUCAGGCGGGGAGACGUAAAUUGUUAUUAAUAAACAUUUAUACGUAGUCGUUGACGCGAAUUACAGAGCGAAAUAUUUACGUUUAUCAGAUUUUACAAUAAAAAAGUUAAAUAAUAUCGAGUGUAAGAGUAAUUUGUUGUAUGAUGUAGAAGUGUGUUUUUCCCAACUGUAAUGGCUUCGUCUGGGGGCAGUCAUACGCAAAAUUACGUAAAAGUGCCCUGAAACACUCCAAAAUUCGGGCACCCAUUCAAUUUUACCUAAAAAAUGUAAAAGUUUGACAACUUUUCGAGAAGCAUCCUAACAACUUCGAAAUGGAAGAUGAUUUAAACAAAGAAUCAAACACGUCAGACAUGCCAGUACCGCUGAAGAACGUUGAGGUGAACGUAUCCGAGGAACCGAAGCUAGAAAGUGACGAAGACGCCAUUAGUAAACCGUUGAAAGUGAAUGGCGAUACGAAACUCGAAAACUCAGACGCAAGCGAGAGCUCCGACUACGAUAAUUUGGUAAUCGACGAAAGGCCGCUGUACAGUCGUAAACGUAAGAUCCCAUUGUCGCCCGAGGGCGGUUUCAAGGGGUUCAAGCGGAUUAAAAGCGAAACCGACGACGAGUACGAGCCACCCACCAAUCCGUACUUUAACGAGUCGCUCUUUGAGCUGUCCGAGUUACAUAAUAAUAAGGAUUUGGAUAAAAAUUCGGUGCAAGGCGAUAAAGGGGAUGUGAAUGAGUUUCAGGUCGAAGAAACGAGAAAUAACGUGGCAAUACUGUCGACGGCGCACCUGAGGAAGGGUUUUAAGAAAAAAAAGCUCGGAAGUCCGAAGUUGCGCGAGUACGCGCAAUAUUUAGGGUUGCAACCGACCGUGCAAUUUAAGUGCUCGAGGUGUACGCUUAAAGGGUUCGCGUCGCUCGCCUUGUUAAACGAACAUCAAGUGGAGUGUACGGGCGAAGGCCCAAUUUUAUCGCCGACUGCGACGACCACAACAGCCCCAUCCACGAACUUUCGCGUGACGCGUAAGGUUUAUUUGUGUUCUGCGUGCGGGACGUAUUACGAAAACUGGAAUCUCUUUUUGCACAUGCGCGAGAUACAUAAACGAUUUAUAUGCUUAUAUUGCCUAGGUAUGUUUUCACAAUCGGAAAAACUAUCAUUACAUUUAGUUACGAAACAUAAUUGUGUGCCAAGUCAAUUGAAUACGGAGGAAGACUUCUUUCACGUGUACAAAGAACCGUGCUAUUUAAUGUGUUGCGAAUGUGAGAAGGUGUUUAGCGAGCAGGACAAUUUUUUCGGUCACGUCUGUUGUAUUAAAACGAAGGCGCUUAAUGAAAGCAAACUUAAAAACAACACAAACAAAAUCAGACAACCUCAAAAUCAGAAACAACCAAACGCGAAUCCGAAACAAACCAAAAACAAGAACUUCAUCGAGCACGUAACCGGUGACACUAUGGAAGAACAAGGCGACACGGAAACGAACGAAAAGCAGCCAGAACUCGAUGAACCUGCCCCAACAGUCGAGCCAACCGAAUGUCCCGAGACUGAACCAGAUGAAAUGGAUCAAGUUACACCUGACAAUUUAGACACCAUGGAAACCAUAAAAAAAUCUGAAGAUGUCAAACUGUCAGAAGAGGAAGAAAUGUCUGCUGAAAAGUUGUCUGAUAGUGAAAGAAAGGAAUCCGAAUCUGAAAUGGACGACACGCCAGAAUCGCCUAAAUACGACUCACCGUCUCCCCAAAACCCCAAGGAGGAGGAGGAGACCGUUUUAGAUGACAAAAUGUCGGACGUCGAACAGGAGGAUACGCGCAAAGUUCCAAAGGUAACAUUAAACCUGCGCCAAGUGCAGCAGUAUUUAGACAAAGAAGAAAGCGACGACAGCGAUAAACUGAUGAUGGAACUUGAGCCCGUCGACGAACCCGUCGAUGAUCCGGUAAACGUAAGCGACGAAAAAGAAAACAAGGAUCCGUUGGUGAAUGCCGAACCGGCACUGACCAUUGCUGGUUCGGAAGUGCCAAUCGUCGAGUUGCAGUUAGAGCAUCCGCUCGACAAGUUCGACAUACAGAUCCUGCUGCAAAAGUGUCUACGCGAGACGAUUCCCGUGUGCGUUUACUGUAAUCACGCUCGAAAGAUCGCGGUGAACGGUAAGCAACUCGGUCUGCACGCGAUCGCCGAGCAUAGGUUCUCGGCUAUCGUGAACAGUAUAACCGCGGAGGAGUUGAUUCCCGAGAGUUUUGUGAUGCGUAUCAAGGAGAGCCUGCCGGAUCUCCAGAAACUUUAUUUUAAUUUGGAAUCGGUCUCGCCCGAGGAGGGAUUGACUUUUUCGCACGUUUACGAAUGCUUUCAGUGCCGGUACGCGACGUCCGUACACAAGGAACUUUACUUGCAUAAUCGAAAAAUGCACGCGAAGACGAUACUUUUGUGUAUUAUGUGCAAGUCGAACUUUUAUAGCUAUAGCGAACUUAUUUGCCAUUUGUGUCCCGGAGUUUACGAACUAAAUAAUGACAUCACAUUUCGUUGUUGCAUGUGCGUUUGCGAUGACUUGCCGUCAGCAUUUAGGUUGAUGGUACAUCUUCGAAAACGGCAUCAUGCGUGCGAUGUAUGCUUAGAAUUGUGCCAUAAUCAAUCAAAGCUUUCAAAUCAUGUGUGGAAGCACAAGUUACAUCAUCUCUGCUAUCGUUGCGGAAUCGCCUAUCGUAACAAGCCCGACAUUACGAAGCACCUAUUUUGGAAACACGGCACCGAAAGUGUACUAUGUAAAAAAUGCCUGCAAAAGAAGUGGCCUCACAUUUAUCACUUUUGUAUUCCUCCCAGUUCCUUCACGUGCGAAGAGUGUAAUUUAAACUUCACGAAAGCGGUCGCGUUAAAAGUCCAUAAGAGAUUGCACCGGGAGGAGACUCCCCACCAGUGCUCGUUUGAAAAUUGCAAGGAAAAGUUUGUAUCGAAAAAGCUGUUGCUCAAGCACGAGUUCAAACAUCGCGAACCGCCUGAGGAAAUCAAAGAAACUCAGCCCGGCGAUAGCUUUGAGGCGCAAGAAACGCAGGCGGUUACAAACCAUUCCGACGACGAUCAAACGGCGCCUAUCAAGGACGAAAAUUCGACAGAAGACGCCGAAAAGAAAACCAAACCGAUAGUCGACGUGUACGAUUUGCCCGAACUCAAUCUCUCGGAAAGCGACAGCGAUUCGGACGAGGAAGCUCCGAAGUUGUCGAACGACGCGGAAAGCUUAACGAACGAGAAUCCGGAUGUCGAAAAUCCAAAAACCGAGCGUGUCGGCGAUGAAACCGCAUUACCCGACACGAUACCGGUGUUGGAAAAUAUAUGGGACGAUUUCAAGUUGUAUCAGGCGAGUAAAGAGAAAAUUGAAGGCGGUAAUGAGCCCGAAGAGGAAAUUGAAAAGACUGAAAAUGAAUUGCCCGAAAGUACGGAGGAGGCACAGCCUGUUAUGGCGCAGCAAGAUAUUGUUAAUAUUGUUAUGAUGGAUCACGAUUACAGUUUGUUAAGCCAGGAAUAUAAGAUGGAGUCGAAACCAAUAGUCGAGAGAUCACAAAGUAUGGAUCACGAUUAUUGCUCUUCGAACAAUCAGUCAGAUCAGCCGCAUGAAGACACUGUUCAGGAAAAUCCAAAAUCGAUUGUUUCGCCUCGGCCUCCUGAGAAGAAAGACAAAAAACCGAGUUCGAGUAGUGGAUCAAGUGAUAGUGACUCGUCUAGUUGUACUUGUGGGUCGAACUGUUCGUGCAGCAGUUCUGGCAGUUCAAGUUCUAGCUCGAAUAGUUCAGAUUCGGAUAGCUCCAGCUCAGAGGGCAGGAGGAAACAGCAGGCGCGUCGAGAACGUCGAAAGCAACGUGCUAAAAGUAAGAAGGAAAGCGAAACGUCCGCAGUUGAUGUUGUCGCAACAGACAAUCAGCUACCGCCACCAUCCGAGCAGCACAUCGAAGAAUCGGACUUGGACACCACCGAAACAGAAACCGACGAGGAUUUUUAUGAUAAGCAACCCCAAAAGCUCGCCAACAAGCUCAUAGCGGAAAAGCGUAAGGAGCUAAUGUUACUAGCGGAAAUGGGCUCGCUUACAAACGGCGCGGUUUUAGAAUCUAGCCGGCCCUCUACUCCGAGCUUGCCCGAAACUGAAGCGUUGAAAUUGAAGAAAAAAUCCAAAAGCAAAAAGAAAAAAAAGAAAAAGCGACAGAAACCCCCUCCUCCUUUAGACAUCGUCCCCAAUUACCAAUGUCAGCCUCCCAUAGUCUCCCCACUAACAAUUUCCCUGCCGAAAAACUCUCCGUUUACAACCUCCCCGUGCCCCACUCCGCAAUUUCUCACCAGUCACGUUACGACCGAUGAACUGGGGGAAGCUGCAAAUAUGUCGGACGCCAGCUUGAGAGCCUCAAAACGGCGGCGAAUACCGAACAAAUUUUACGGUUACUCGAGCGACGAAGAGCAGGACAAGCACCAGCCUCCUGUGUUUAAAUGGCGGAAAAUGGAUCUUCCGUCGCCCGCACGUUCGACGCCGCACUCGCCGCUGGUCGUCCCACCGAUCACCAUAAAAACCCUACCGCCGCCCCCGCCAGAGGAACCUCCGCCUCACCGUCUGAGCGAUCUACGAAUGCCACAAGCUGGAUUUGUGCCAACGAACUUCAACGCGCAGCCGCAAGAGGACAGCGGCAGCGAAUCGAACGAGAGUAGCUCCGAGGACGAGCCGCCGCAACCGCCGCCACUGCUCAACAAGCCGCCGAACCAGCCGCCGCUCUACUGCUACUGUCGUUGUCCGUACGACGAGGUCUCCGAGAUGAUCGGGUGCGAUGCCGACGACUGCAUGAUCGAGUGGUUCCACUUCGAGUGCGUUGGUAUCAUGGUUCCUCCCAAAGGUCAGUGGUUCUGUCCUGAUUGUCGCAAGAAAAAGCAGCAGAGGAAAGAUCUGGCACUAACGUAAGAUAUUAAUCGCAAAAUUCCUUAUUGAUAGAUUUUUAAAUUAAGAAUUGUAAUAUUUUUUGCGCGUAGUUUUAAUUUAAGUUACUUUCAACUAUUCAUUGUGACAAAAUAUGCGUUGUAUAGUGUAAAUACAUACUAUAAAUAAAGUAAUUUGUGAUUUAUUAACUUAGAUUUGUAAUUAUUAAUAAGUAGCCUGUUUUAUAAAGUUUAAUUUCAUUAUACCUACGAUUAGCGUUAGAAACAUACUUGUUUAGUAAAAACAUUCUUGUCAUAUUCACAUGUACGACUUAAUUUAAUUGUAAAUAUAUUUUUAAAUAUGA
Messenger RNA from Photinus pyralis (common eastern firefly), 5710 nucleotides. RefSeq lists its product as uncharacterized. The transcript has 5 exons. NCBI's taxonomy places the organism in Eukaryota, Metazoa, Arthropoda, Insecta, Coleoptera, Lampyridae. The coding region runs from base 793 to 5391 and encodes 1532 amino acids. The record is from RefSeq and is a predicted model, not a curated record.